Molecule: messenger RNA, 4595 nt
Organism: Syngnathoides biaculeatus (alligator pipefish)
Lineage: Eukaryota; Metazoa; Chordata; Actinopteri; Syngnathiformes; Syngnathidae
Gene: ushbp1
Product: Usher syndrome 1C binding protein 1
Exons: 14
Coding region: 309-2369 (686 amino acids)
Source: RefSeq, a predicted model, not a curated record
AGUCAAAAGUCAAAACUAAUAUAAGCCCUUACUUCAUUUGCAGGCAUCCGGUCUUUAUACUACUGGUCAAAGCCUGCUAUUUAAAAAGCAUGAAAUUUAAAACUGGACAAAACAGGAAAGGGCACAAAGUGACGACGAAUGGGUGGAGAUGACUUUCCAUUUACUAAACUCCGGCUGGCAGACAUGUAGAGCGUGGCUGACAUUCUUAACUGUGUAAAAUAACUCCAGAGACAGUCCGACUUCUUAUUUUGUCUGCUUUGCAGUGGGGAGGGGAGAGCUAGACAUAUUUCUUCUCAGCUCUGUCAAGUAUGGAGGAGUUCGGCUUGGUGCGCUGCGACAGCCUGGACACAGCGUCCAGCAGCGACAAGGAGCCGACGACCCGCUUGGACAACAUGAGUCUUUGCCCAGAGGUGGAGCCUUCGCCAGCAGAGUUGGCUCAGUGCGAAGCUGAAGUGGGCACCCUGCUCAGCAUCAUUGCUGAAGUGAACAAAAAGAUGGGCUCGCUGAAGGCGCCAAGUGAACCAGGUGAUUUGAGACCACCAAGACCACCCAGCCCUCUGUUUCCUGACCUGCUUUCACACAGGCUAGUGAGAAGCAUCCCAGAAAAGAAGACUGCCUCUGAUGUCAAAUGUAGACGUUCGCUCCCUUACCGAGGAGGCUGUAGCGUCAUGUGGGCAGAACUCAAGGGUGCCCUGGCUGCUGUGGAGGACUCCAUCAACUACAGAAGGUCCUGGGCAGCCCCCAUCACAUCCUCUGACCGAGAAAAACCCAAAGAGCAUCUGAGAGCAGCUCAGGACAGCUGGGCUAAGGCUACUAAGAUUUUGGAGGAAAUGGAAAAGGAAUUUGGGAUAUCUUGUCCGUCAGAUGUGGCGAAGGAAACAUUUCAGGAGGACGUCUCAGAAAAGCGGAUCGACGCUCAUCCCGCGCAGGCUGACUUGGGAGAAUUACAGGGAGUACACAGCAUCAGCCAGGUGGAAGGGGAGAAGAGCAAGGUUGGUCAGCAGAGGGCCUGGAGGUCUGCCAUUUCCUCGCCUCCAUAUAGAUCAGCAGGCACCACUGGGGCUUUAAGUACAGACAGGGCCUGGUCCUCCUUUCCAAAUUCUCCUUUGCUCCUCAGAAGAGCUGCAGGAGGAUCAUUAUCUUCAGGAGGUGACUGCUCCCCCCUGAGCUUUGUUACCUCAGGAAGUCCUAGUCCAAGCCCCGUCGGCCUAGAGUCAGAGAUAGAACGGCUGAACAGGUACAAUGAGAAGCUGAAGUCGAGAAAUGAACGUCUGACCGUUGCUUUGGAGCGAAGGAGGGCAGAGUGCGAGCACCUCAGUGUCACACUAAAGAGGUUCGAGGCCGAUUGCUCCGCCAUGCACUUGGCUCUCAGAUACUGUGAAGAGUGUGAAGAGGCCUACAGUGAACUCUUGUCGCUUUACGAUGCUCAGAGGCAACAAAGCAUUCCUCUGCAGACCAGCAGAGCAGGUGUCGAGGAGAAGCAGCAGCCGGGCAGUCCGUCACAGAAAAUGGGAGGCGAGGAGUUGUCGACCUCCUUCACAAUAGUAGAGGUCACCCGGGAGAUGGAAACACACAAGGCACAGAGAACCCCUGAAGUGACUGACCGAGAGGUUGCGCUCCGUCAGCUAAUUGAACAGCUGAAAAGAGACCGGGCGGCCAUUUACCUCCAUAAGCCACGUCCGCAUCAAGCAGAAGUCAAAAUGAGCCCGGACGCUGGUCACUCUGCUGGGAUGAGAGUGAGACACGUAUCAAAAGAUAACAGCAAGUCUGGUGAUGAAAGCACGAGGGAUAAGACAUCUUUGUUCCAUGAGCUGAUUACAGCCAGGGAAGAGAUGUCGGAUCUACGCGCUCUGAUUCGUCUGAAGGAGAAAGAGCUCCGGUGUCUGCAGUGGAGUGUGGUGGCCCAGAAAGCACAGGAAGGAUCUGAAGCGCGUGUUCCGGAAAGCCUCCGAGAGGAGCUUGGCGGCUGUAAAGCUGAACAACAGAGGCUCUGCGAGAAUGCAGCGAAAGUGUGUAAUGAUGGUGACGUGGCUGGGCUCAGGACGAGGCCCAUAUUGAAAGAGCUGCACGUGCUACAUCAGAGGGAACAAGCCCUAAAGAAGAGACUGGCUUCAGUUUACGACUCACUCAAUGCAACGCUCCCAGACAGCGCCUCCAACAGCAGGGACAGUGACGAACACGUUUCACGGAUUGCACAAGCUCACAGUAAGGCCUUGAGCUCGUACAGACACAUUCGCAGAAGGUACAGGGAGCAGGUGUGGAAGCUGGAGCACAAACUAGCAGCCAUGAUGGAGAGUCAGCACAUCCAGAGUGAAAUGACGACGGCAGGGGAAGAUUCAGAAUGGAGGAGGGAAGAGACUGUUCUCUAAUCCAGUUACGCGUCACAGAGACAAAGUAACUGGACAUCUUGGCUAGAGUCCUUCCUGCUUGUAGGGUUUGUGUCUGUUUGAAAUGGUUUAAAUGACAUCUAGGUAAAAUGGUAAGACAUGGAAAUCACUGCUUGUUCAUCCAUAGUGCGAGAAUAUUAAACUGAAUUGAAAUUGGAGAGCACAACUCAAAGUAGACUUUCAUUGCAUUCAAGCCAACUAUAGAGCCACUCCAAUUAGAAGCAUUGCAGUAAGUACAUGCCUACCACAUUUUAUGUCAUUGUUUAAUGUCUUGCCCAUUAACAAAAAAAGUGUUUCUUUUUUUAUGUAUUUUUGGUGUGUAUUUUACACCUCCUAAAUAUUGCCCAAUCUGAAAAAAAAACUCUUUGUGUACCAAGCUGAUCGUUACUUUUUUUUUUUGCACUCAUUUCUGCGGAGCUAUGAAAAAACAAAAAUAUUUCAAUCCAUGGGUAAGUUUAAACAAGAACAAGUACUAGUAAAUAGAUCUAUCUAAUCUAUUCAUUUCAUGUCAUUUUCUUGUUCUCUUGAGAGUCGCAGGUGAGCUGGCACAUAUUUCAGAAAAUAUGUCUGUAAGGAAGAUGUUCUGUACUGAAUUAGUGGUGUACUGAAGGUCCAUCGCUACAAUUGCAUAAUAAUAAUAAUAGGAUUUCUAAAUUGAUAUGAGUUUAUUAUUGUUAUUAUUGUUUUGUCUGGUUGUUAGGUCAAGCAGAAAGAAGAAGUUUCAAGAUGCCGCUGUGCAAAGACAGGAUAGGAAGCAUGCAGGACAAAAGUCGUGAACCCGGCUGUACAACUGAAGUGUGCUGGGAGGGGGCAUGCGAAUUAUAAACAUCUGUAGGACCAAAGUGUAAGUAAAACGAUACCCAAGAAAUUCACAGUCACAGUUUUUUGUCGCAAUGAGUGAGUGGCCCCACACCCAGCGAGUAAGUCCCAGGGGCGUCUGUCUGGGGACACAUGCAAGGGAAUUGACACCAUUUUGCAUGCACAUUGACUGUCAGAAGUGGCCUGUAAUUGCUGUGCCCGUACCACAGGGGCUUAGGACCCCAUCAAAUCAAUCGAGAGGUGGGGUCGGGCCCAGGAGUCCACCCGAGAGCGGUCCUGUGAACUGGACACGUCCUACAACGAGGGAUCCGGGGCAGUACACCGGUCCCACUGAGGUACCGUGAAAACUGACCACUCGGAGGAGCCCGCAAGGACCCCAAUGCCACUCCCUCAGCCCGAAUGACCUAUUGAAACCCAGCCUGAAUAUGUGACUAAUGAAGUUGUAAGUUGAACCAGUGUGCGACGAGUGGUUAUUAAGUGGACCGUACUGCUUUAUCCUUUAUGUAUUGUGACGGAAGAACGCCUGAGACCUUUUCUGAAGCCCCCUGAGAAACUUUGGAAUUGCAUUUCCUGUUCCCUUUAAUUGCUUUUGGGCUCUCCGAUAUUGCUCCUCGCUGCCAUUCUUUCCCACAUCGAAUCCCCCAAACUCAUCUCGCCCCCCUACCCUCCGGCCAAUCCUGUGCCCCACCCAGCGGUGAACGGCGGUCAGAAGGUUAAGGCAAAGGUUGAGUGUCACGCCCAUAGGGUCACAGUGAUGCCUGGCUGUUGCGCCGUGCUGUGAAUUGAGGCUUCACAGUGGCAGACGAGGUGGUGAGUCCCAGGCGCCCUGACUCUCGGUGAGGCCGCCGUUUCCCGAGCAAAGGUCGGCGUAAAGGUCGUGUCCUUCCCGCUUCCCCCAUACGUCCAGGUCACUGUCACUAUUGUUGUAAUAGCUGCCAUUUGGGCAGAUGAUGCAAUUAUCGUUCCUCUUUGUGAGCCUCUUCUUGAAGAUCUAUGUUCAGUGUUUGGGGUUCAUCGGAGGUUUUUUUCCCAUCACGCCACGGUCGUAACCUCUGCUUGACUCUUCUUGAAUCAAAGGGAGCGCGUUGCGUGGAAACACGCUGCCGACUUUUUGCCAAGAGUGAACGAUGGGUGGUGAGCGUGAUCAAACUGGCGUCGCAUUAGCUCAUUCUCUUGAAUUUUUGAUCACUACUCAAAGAAAUCAGCUCCGGUCAGCUCAACUAGUUGUUGAUGUGUUUAUUAAGGUUAUCAGAAUGUAUGUGUAUUUUAUUUUGAAAUACUAUUUCUAUCCUAUUUAUACUAUUUUACUGUGCUUUAGUCUAUAGAAAUCUAUUGUAUAGCUUUACAUAAUGUUUUGUAUAUUUUGGUCUAUAUAUAUAUAUAUAUAUA